Messenger RNA from Aspergillus wentii DTO 134E9, 1686 nucleotides. RefSeq lists its product as uncharacterized. The coding region runs from base 1 to 1686 and encodes 561 amino acids. Lineage: Eukaryota; Fungi; Ascomycota; Eurotiomycetes; Eurotiales; Aspergillaceae. The record is from RefSeq and is a predicted model, not a curated record. The transcript has 3 exons.
AUGUAUUUCGUAAAAGCAGUCGCGCCGGUUCUCCUGGCCCUUGUGCCUGUCUGCAUCGCGUCGUCUCUCCCCGUAGUCGACUUGGGAUAUGAACUCCACCAGGCGAUUUCACUAAACGAAACCCAAGGCCUCUACAACUUCAGCAACAUCCGGUACGCCGCACCACCCCUCGCCGACCUGCGCUUCCGCGCCCCCAUCCCCCCGAAGCCAAACCGCACCACCAUCCAAACCGGCGCAACCGGCCGCAUCUGCCCCCAAUCCAACCCGAUCUGGGAAUCUGAAAUCCUGCCCGAAUUCCUGGUCAGCGUCGUUACCGGGAUCCCAUUCAACCAAUCCGCGAAUAUCUCAGAGUACGGGUAUACGCCUGCGAAACCGGACCCGCGCACGACAGAGGAUUGUCUGUUUUUGGAUGUGAUUGUUCCGAAAAAGGUUUUUGAUAGUGCGAGGAAUCGGACUGCUGCGUCGGUUCCGGGUGCUAAGAAGAGACUGGCGCCUGUGUUGGUGUGGAUUUAUGGGGGUGGAUAUGUGGCGGGGGAUAAGUCGUUGUAUGAUUCUACGGGGCUUGUUCAGCGGAGUAUGAAAGGGGGGAAAGAUGGGAUUGUAUAUGUUGCUUUGAACUACCGGCUGGGCGCAUUUGGCUGGCUAGCUGGCAGCGGCGUCACAGCAAAUGGCACCGCAAACGCAGCCCUCUACGACCAACGAUUCGCCCUAGACUGGGUAUACAAGUACAUCCACCUCUUCGGCGGCAACCCGGAAAACGUCACCGUGAUGGGCGAGUCAGCCGGCGGCGGGUCGAUUCUUCACCAGAUCACUGCGUUCGGAGGCAACAGGGGCCCGGUUCCUUUCAAGCAGGCUAUCUUGCAAAGUCCCGGGUGGUAUCCGCUUCCUUCGCAGGCGCAGACUGAGUCGACGCUAAGGCAGUUUUUGAAACUUCUCAACGUGACUUCCGUUGAGGAAGCGAGGAAAUUGCCUACUGAGUUGCUGGUUGCUGCUAAUGCGUAUCAGGUUGGUGUUACGCCGACGUAUGGGACUUAUACGUAUGGGCCGGCGGUGGAUGGGACUUUCGUGCCUGAUAUGCCUGGAAAGCUUCUUCUAAACGGUAGCUUUGAUAAGAACCUAAACGUCAUGGUCGGACAUAAUGGUAACGAGGGCCUGAUAUUCACCUCACCGGCCAGCAUCAACGGUAACGCCUACACGACCCUCCUCACGGCGGAUCUGCCGACUAUGCCGCAGAAUGUUACCAACUACGUCGCCAAUGUCCUCUAUCCACCCGUCUAUAAUGGAUCGUACGGAUAUACUAACCCGUUCGAGCGAUUGUCGUUGACCACCAGCGAUGUAGUCUUCCAGUGUAACACUGACUACCUCAAUCGCGCUUUCAAGGGCCAGACACACGCAUAUAUGUUCAGUAUUCCCCCCGCGAUCCACGCACAGGAUGUCCCCUACACAUUCUUUUCAGGAAACCACUCCACUGUCGCCAAUGCCACCGUCGCACUGGCCAUGCAGGAUUGGUUCACUAGCUUUGUGCAGACGGGCACUCCCAGGUCUACCCUGAGUCCAGUUUUUGAGAGAUCGGGCAAGAAUGGCACGCUUCUGAAUGUGGGACUUUCCAAUAUCACGGUCAUUCGUGACCCGACAGCGAAUCCUCGAUGUCGUUUCUGGCAGAAUGCGCCGUAUUAUCGGUCUUGA